Messenger RNA from Notothenia coriiceps (black rockcod), 2870 nucleotides. Its product is annotated as multiple C2 and transmembrane domain-containing protein 2-like. Lineage: Eukaryota; Metazoa; Chordata; Actinopteri; Perciformes; Nototheniidae. Gene Ontology annotation, biological process: regulation of neurotransmitter secretion. The transcript has 19 exons. The record is from RefSeq and is a predicted model, not a curated record. Gene Ontology annotation, cellular component: synaptic vesicle membrane. Gene Ontology annotation, molecular function: calcium ion binding. The coding region runs from base 9 to 2870 and encodes 953 amino acids.
UGCUCAAGAUGGAGGUCAAGAAAAAGAACUUCUUGGGGAACCUGCGUAUGAAAACUAAGCUGGUCAACCUGAAGAAGCCUGGGAGAAAGAAACUAGGAAGACAGCUGGCCCAUCGGCGCAGUAUUUCUGUACCAGACCUCAGGUUUGUGCCAGACGAAUCCUUUCCUGCUGACAACCCCGAUGGGUCCACUCCCUCUGAUGCCAUCUUUUUUGGCCACUCCCCUAGUCAAAGUGAUUCUGAUUCUGUUGCAAGUGGCUCGAUCGUUGAUGGACAACACAUCACAGACAAACCAUACGAUACUGUCUCAGAAAAUCGACUCAGAGUUCCCAGAGAACGCACGGCUGCUGCUUUAAAAAGAAUAAGCGCACCAUCGGGGUCACAGAGCCUUUAUGAUGAAAUUGAUCAAAUGUCAUAUACAGGCUCAGAGAUCAAGCUGAAUAUUGCUCGAGAAGGCUUGUACUCUAAAGUCAACAAAGGAGCCAAGGGGAAUGCACCUAAAUUCCUCUUUGACCCUAUUCAUCGACCAAAAUCUCCUUUCCCAAAAGGACUUUCACCAAGACCAGACCUGGUAGAGAGAGAGAGUGUCUCUGGUGAAGACGCCACAGCAGACAGAUGGUCAUCAAGUGCUGUCGCUGCAGUUCUGGCCAGAGCAAGCUCAAUGGGAGACCAAAUUAACCCUUACAGAGAUAAGAGGCCCGCAUCAGUUGAUUAUAAAAAGUCCUCCUCUGAGAAAGGAACUCCGCCACAAACCAGAGUAGCUCGUGCGGAUACAAUGUCUCUGAUGUUAGAUAAUCUGGGUACUCCUUUGGAGAGGUCAGAUGGAACCUCUCAGGGCUCUACCUGUGAAUCUCCCAAUGACGAACAAGGCAAUAUGCCCUGGACAACAGAUUCGGAGGACCUGGACCGAGAACUUUACUCUCCCUUUCUGAUGGGAGACUUCCCCAACGAAGAGAUUCUGCUAGAAGAAAUCCGAAAUGAGGAGGCCCUGGAAGAAACCGCAGAGAUGUCCAGUGAAACAUGCGAUUUAUUUGACGAAAACAUGCAAGAUCUUCUGGAAAGCUCUUCUGUUGCAACUGGGGAGACGGACAUCCAGGGACCUCUACCGUGCCAGCGAUACCUCCUGAGCAUCAACCUGAAGCAGGGAAGGAACCUGGUCGCCCGAGCCAAGCGGUCUGGGACCAGUGAUCCUUAUGUGAAGUUCAAACUUGAAGGAAAACAGUUUUGUAAAAGCAAAGUUGUUUACAAAAGCCUAAAUCCGCAGUGGAAUGAGACCUUCUUCCACGCUCUUCGAGACAGAGAGCACGACGUGGAAGUUCGGGUCUAUGAUAAAAAUAGAACUGCUGAUGAGUUCAUGGGUUCCAGCACUAUUUCCUUGAAAAGUCUUGAAUUGUACAAAACAUAUGAAAUGGAGUUGCGUCUUGAUGAUCCAAAAAGUAAAGAAGAUGACAUGGGAGUUAUUAUUGUUGACAUCUGCUUGAUGUUUAGAGAUGCCACGAUCAAAAGAAGCCCAAGAUGGCCACCGAGGAAGAGUAAGAACCCGGCCCCACCAACCCAGCGGCCAAGUGAGACGCAGAGAAAUCCGCUGAAGAACCAGAAGUGGACAGGAGUGCUCGGUGUCACCUUGGUGGAGGGACUGGACCUGCCGCAGUAUGGCGACGGGGACAUCUACGUCCGCUUUCGCCUUGGUGAUCAGAAGUACAAAAGCAAGAACCUCUGCGUUCAGGCCAAUCCCCAGUGGAGAGAGCAGUUUGACUUCAAUCAGUUUGAAGAUAACCAGGAACCUCUGCAGGUGGAGGUUUACUCAAAGAGAGGGAGGAAGGGUGAGGAAUCAUGGGGGAUGUUUGAGAUUGCCCUAUCGAGACUUCCACUUAAUGAGAGGCAGCUCUACACUCAUGUGCUGGACCCAGGAAAGGGCAGGCUGGUGUUUCUGGUCACCCUGAGACCCUGCUGGGGAGUCUCCAUCUCUGACAUUGAAACAGCUACCUUGGAGAGCCCUGAUGAGAGAGACACAGUACAGGAAAAACUCAGCCUUAAGAACACACACAAGUGUGUGGGAGAGGUUGGUUUCCUUCAGGUCAAAGUCGUAAAGGCAAAUGAUCUUCCUGCCACAGACCUCAAUGGCAAAAGCAACCCUUUUUGUGUUGUUGAGCUCGGAAACAGCAAACUUCAAACCCACACAUUCUACAAGACCGUCAAUCCAGAGUGGAACAAAGCCCUAACAUUCCCGAUAAAGGACAUUCACGAUGUGAUAGAGUUGACUCUCCUCGAUGAAAAUGGAGACAAAGCCCCAAACUUUUUGGGGAAAGUAGACAUUCCAUUACUGACCGUUCAAAAUGGGCAGCAGAUAUGUCUGUUGUUGAAGAAAGAAGACUUGGGAAGUGCAUCAAAGGGAACAAUCACACUGGUGCUGGAUGUUAUCUAUAACAAAGUCCGAGCUGGUAUCAGAACCUUUAAACCAAAGGAGACAAAACUAAUGGAGGAAAACCAGAAAUUCUCCAAAAAGGUUCUUGCCCGGAAUAUAUAUCGGGUUCGAAAUAUCAGCACAGCAGUUCUGUACACGUUACAGUACAUUAAAAGCUGUUUUCAAUGGGAGAGCACGCAACGGAGUCUAAUAGCCUUUCUGAUCUUCCUUGUGACGGUGUGGCACUGGGAGCUCUUCAUGCUGCCCCUCUUCCUGCUGCUGCUCAUUGGCUGGCACUACUUCCAGCUCUCUGCAGGGAAGGCCAGCUCCAACCAGGACCUGGUGAACAUGAGCAUGGGUGACGAAGAAGAGGAAGACGAGAAGGUAUCUAGAGGUUAUCUUUACCUUUUCGCCUUCUACUUUGCGGGAAGUCACGGGGGGCCGACGGUCACACCCGACCCCAACUGA